This is a messenger RNA of Triticum aestivum (bread wheat), 606 nucleotides long. RefSeq lists its product as uncharacterized. Bases 1 to 606 code for a protein of 201 amino acids. The transcript has 5 exons. The record is from RefSeq and is a predicted model, not a curated record. NCBI's taxonomy places the organism in Eukaryota, Viridiplantae, Streptophyta, Magnoliopsida, Poales, Poaceae.
AUGGAAGAAUCUGCGCCGGUUUCGCGUAUGCGGGAGCUUGAACCGUUCACGGCGCCGUCGUUCGAGGAACAAGUUACUCCAGCUGCAUUUGAUGAUGCAGAAGGCGUGACACCGCCAUCAUGCGCCACGCCGGCCACGCUCUCCUCCACUACAACGCAGCUCUCUCUCAUCAUUUCAUCACAAGUUCACAACCAGCUAUCCUUCUGCGGCGACGAGUACGACGCCGUGAAGCCUCUGAUGGCAUCAACGGCGACCUUCAAGGAGCAGCUGUGGGCCCACAUCAACUUCUGGGCCCGCAGCCGCAAGAGCAACAGGAUCAAGCGCUUCUUCGCCGAGGUGCGCUACAAGCACGGCAAUGCCGCCGUUGAAGUGUGCGUCGUCAUCGAGGAGCCGCUUGGCCGGCACAGGAAGAGCUGCGCGUUCUGUCCUGGCAGCUGGGACAUUUUGCACCCUGCCGGCUCCCGUAAGUUCAUCCUUGGCAACGACAAGGACCGGAUGGUGCAACGAAUCCAGAGGCCAAAGUUCUCUAGUUACAUUGGGAUGCCGUUCACUUGCCGCCCGGGUCCCGACUCCCCCGGUGCUCCUCAUCAUGUCGGUCGGACAUAA